Molecule: messenger RNA, 1641 nt
Organism: Chlorella variabilis
Lineage: Eukaryota; Viridiplantae; Chlorophyta; Trebouxiophyceae; Chlorellales; Chlorellaceae
Exons: 11
Coding region: 1-1641 (546 amino acids)
Molecular function (GO): ATP binding; RNA helicase activity; RNA binding
Source: RefSeq, a predicted model, not a curated record
AUGAUGCAGCCGCCCAGCAGCAGCGACAGCCUGGAGCAGCUGGCGGAGCUGGCCGACCUCAACCGCCUGCAGACGGCCCUCAACACCGCCAUUGCGGCAGAGGACUGGCAGCUGGCGGCCGGCAUCCGCGACCUGCUGCGCUCGCUGACUGGCGCCGACGGCAAACUCGCCGCCGACUGGCAGGGGCUGGGCAUCCGGGACUGGCUGGCGGACCGUGCCGAGAGCCUGGGAUUCACCUUCCCCGCAGAGGUGCAGAAGCGGGCGGCCCCCGUGAUCCUGGAUGGCGACGACUGCAUCAUCCAGAGCGAGACCGGCUCAGGCAAGACGCUCUCCUUCCUGCUGCCGCUCCUGUCGCGGCUCAGCUACCCGCCCCACACCUUCCCAGACGACCUCAAGGGCCCCGCAGCGGUGGUGGUGGUGCCCACCCGGGAGCUGGGGGUGCAGGUGGUGAUGAUGGUGUACCGCCUGUUUGGAGGGUCCGUCAACCCGGGGGUGCCCGGCCUGGGAGGCAACAUGUUUGAUUACCACGGCCCUCGCGGCCUCAAGGUCAAGGGGCUGCUGAUGGAUAGCGAGGUUGUGCUGGCGAAGAAGGAGAGCUACCUGCGGGGGGUGCAUGUGCUGGUCGGCACGCCCGAGCUGAUUGCGGAGGCUCUGUCGCCACCCGAAGCAGUGGAGGCAGUGCAGCAUGUGGAUGUGGUUGCGGUGGACGAGGUGGAUGCCUGCUUCCAGAGCCACCCGCAGGAGAUGGAGCUCAUCAUGGCAGCAGCCUGCCAGCGCCCGCAGCCCGCGCAGUACGAGCAGCAGCAGCAGUGGGAGCAGCAGUGGGAGGGGCAGUCGCAGCAGCAGCGGUGGCAGCAAGGCGACGGCGACGCGCAGCAGUGGGAGGCGGCGGGGGAUGGCGAGCCGGAGCAGCAGCGGCGGCACAAGCCUGUGGUGGUCCUCGUGGGGGCCACACUGGAUGAGCCGCUGGUAGAGCAUGUGGUGGAGCAGGGCUGGGUGUGUGACCCGGUGACUGUGCGGGUGGGAGGCCGCAUGCGCAUCCCCAGCGGCCUGCAGCACCGCUGCAUCGUGGUGGGCGACGAGGCAGAAAAGGUGGCCGCCAUGUGCCGCCAGAUACGAGCAGACCUGAGGGGGCAGAGCGAGGACGCGGCGCCGGCGCGCGUCAUGGUGUUUGCGGGCAGCCAGGAGCAGGCGCGGCAGCUGUCCGACCCGCUGCGCACCGUUCUGUGGGGCGACCACAAGAUCUCGGUGCUGCUGCCAGAGGGCACGGAGCCCAUCAAGGCACUGCACAGCUUCCGGGACAACAAGACCACGCUGCUGCUGGCCACGCCCGCCGCGGCGCGCGGCCUCGACCUGCCGGCCGUCAGCCACGUAUACAACAUCGAGCUGCCGCUCAGCCCCACCGACUACCUGCACCGCGCUGGGCGCUCGGGGCGCAUCGGGUCCGCAGUGCAGGGCGUGGUGACCACGGUUGUGACGCGGGAGGAGCUGCCGCGGCUGCAAGCCAUGGCCUCUGAGCUGGGCGUAGCCGUCAGCGAGCAGGCACCGCUGCUGCCCGAGCUGCCGGCGGAGGUGGAGGGCGGCGAGGCAGAUGUGGAUGCCGCGCGGCGGGGCUUGGAAGACCUGUUCAACCUGUACUGA